AAGCAUCAACAAAGAAGGCCUUGGGAUACGUUUUCAGUGACCUUGCAAACAAACUGUCCUCAGAUGUCCUUGUGUUAAGGAUUCGGCACAGUUCAGUCUACGUGUGGCCUAACAGUGGUACGAACACUGUUCCAGAGCUGACUGAUGAUUCGGCUUGUAAGGAGAUAAGACGAUUCAUACAAUUUGAUCAAGAUGAUGAGACCAAACGAAAGCUUGGCAAAAAGAAGGAUAAGAAGCUGCAAGAUACGCAGGAGAUAGUCAAUGUAGACCUCAUGUUGGAAAUGACGUCUUCGUUAGCUGCUUUGGCCCCAGUCGUUGAAAGGGAAAAUAAGGAACACCACUACGUUAAUAUGACGUUACCGGUCGAUGUUGUUGUGUCUGUUUCUCCGGAAGAAGCAUGGGGAAAGGUACAGAAUCUCCUGGUGACAGCAAUUCACAGGCAGUUAACUGACAUGGAAAAAUGUAUCAUGAAAUACAUGAAGGGAACAUCAAUUGUCGUACCAGAACAAUUUCAUUUCAUGUUACCAGGGAAAAAUCAUCUCGUAACGAUCUCGUAUCCUACGGGUAUUCCAGAUGAUCAACUGGAAAGUUACAGAAAGGAAUUGCAUGGGUUAUUUCAUCUGCCUUGUGACAGACCGUAUUUCAAGAGAGCAAAUGCUUACCAUUUUCCAGAUGAACCAUAUAAAGAUGGAUGUCUUAGAAAUCCACAUUUACAUCUUAAUCCACCUGGUGCAGAGUCUGGUGUGGUUUGUCUGGUACAUGGUGUGUAUGGUUACCACCACUACAUGCAGGAUCGGAUCGAUGACAGUGGCUGGGGCUGUGCCUAUCGGUCUCUGCAGACAAUCUGCUCAUGGUUCAAGCACCAGGGUUACGUGGAUGCGCCCAUACCAACACACAGGGAAAUUCAGCAGGCGCUGGUUGAUGCUGGAGACAAGCCCGCAGCAUUUGUUGGGUCACGGCAGUGGAUCGGUUCCAUUGAGGUACAGCUUGUUUUGAAUCAGCUUUUUGGGAUAACAUCAAAAAUAUUAUUUGUCAGCCAGGGUUCUCAACUAGCGUUGCAGGGAAGAGAGCUUGCCAAUCAUUUCAAGACUGAAGGGACACCCGUUAUGAUUGGUGGCGGCGUCUUGGCUCACACGAUACUGGGAGUGGCCUGGAAUGAGAUUACGGGGCACAUAAAAUACUUGAUUCUCGACCCGCAUUACACUGGGGGAGAAGAUCUGCACGUGAUUUUGGAAAAGGGCUGGUGUGGAUGGAAGGGCCCGGAGUUUUGGAGCCAGGACGCCUAUUACAAUCUCUGCCUACCUCAGCGACCCAAAACCAUCUGA
Messenger RNA from Eurypyga helias (sunbittern), 1325 nucleotides. It is a transcript of the gene UFSP2, whose product is annotated as UFM1-specific peptidase 2. The annotation marks the transcript as partial. NCBI's taxonomy places the organism in Eukaryota, Metazoa, Chordata, Aves, Eurypygiformes, Eurypygidae. The record is from RefSeq and is a predicted model, not a curated record. The transcript is spliced from 10 exons.